Messenger RNA from Lodderomyces orthopsilosis Co 90-125, 1593 nucleotides. RefSeq names its product aspartate/glutamate transporter. The coding region runs from base 1 to 1593 and encodes 530 amino acids. The transcript has a single exon. Gene Ontology annotation, molecular function: L-arginine transmembrane transporter activity; L-glutamate transmembrane transporter activity; L-histidine transmembrane transporter activity. The record is from RefSeq and is a predicted model, not a curated record. Gene Ontology annotation, cellular component: fungal-type vacuole membrane. NCBI's taxonomy places the organism in Eukaryota, Fungi, Ascomycota, Pichiomycetes, Serinales, Debaryomycetaceae. Gene Ontology annotation, biological process: amino acid transmembrane transport.
AUGGGGCGAGCUACUAUCAAGUCAGGUACAAUCAAUCUACUAAACACGAUCAUUGGUGCAGGUAUACUUGCCAUGCCAUAUGGGUUAAGCACAAAUGGACUUUUAUUUGGAUGUAUACUAAUCAUAUGUUCUUCACUUACAUCCUCAUUUGGUCUAUAUUUACAAAAUAAAGUAGCUAAAUAUACAGGUCAAAGAGGAUCAGUCUCAUAUUUCAGUUUAGCUCAGUUGACUUAUCCACAAUUUUCAAUUGUUUUUGAUUCAGCCAUUUCGAUUAAAUGUUUUGGUGUUGGUAUAUCUUACCUUGUCGUGAUUGGUGAUUUAAUGCCCAAGAUUGUUGAAACGUUGACAGGAGAUUCUGCUGCUGUGAAGCAUCCAGUUUUGAUGCAUCGGAAUUUUUGGAUCAGUUUGUUUAUGGCAAUUAUAGUUGCUCCAUUGUCGUAUUUGAAAAAAUUGAAUAGUUUGAAAUACACUAGUUUUGUUGCCUUAUUUUCGGUGGGGUAUUUGAUUUGUUUAGUGAUUGAAAAGUAUAUUACCUUACUGAUUCACAAGCAAGGAAGUGGUAGUAGUGAUACUGAUGGAGCACUGUUAUUUUCAAGGCUGAUUUUGCCUGUGCCCGCAGGGAGCAAGAAUGUUGAUUGGAUAGGACCCAAGAGCUGGAGCCUGACUUUAAGUUCAUUCCCCAUGUUCGUGUUUGCCUAUACAUGCCAUCAAAAUAUGUUUGCCAUUAUUAAUGAAUUGAAACCUGAUGCUAAAGAUGGGUCACAAACACGUCAAUCGAAUUUGAUUAUUCGUAAUGCAAUCGCAACUGCAUUAAUCAGUUACUUAGUGGUGGGGAUUCUAGGAUAUUUAACGUUUGGUAACGACGUCAAUGCCAAUAUUAUAUCUAUGUACCCUCGUGAGUCAAUUAGUUCAUUAAUUGGACGAUUAUGUAUCGUCAUUAUGGUUAGUUUGUCUUUCCCUUUACAAUGCCAUCCAUGUCGUGGAUCCAUCAACCAUGUGAUACAUUUCAUAACACAUGGUGUUGAUACAUCCAAAGUGAAAAAGAAAACAAGCAACAGCAGCAACCACAACAACAUCAAUCGAAGCAACAGCACUUCCAACGGCAGUAUCAGUGGUAGCACAAUAAAUGGCAAUAGGACUGACAGUGGAGCAUACACAGCACUAACUUCCGAUAUUGAAAGUCUUUCAUCAAUAAAUGAUAGCAGUAUAGUUGAUGAAUCGUUUAUAUCCACCACUCCAAUGGAAGGUGCUCACGAUACACAAGGUCAUGAUCCAAUAGUGGUUCCAUUAACAUCCAAAAAAUUUUAUAUAAUAACAUCCAUCAUUGUUAUCGGAAGUUAUCUAGUUGCAAUAUCAGUUACUUCAUUAGCUAAAGUAUUGGCAUUUGUUGGAAGUACAGGAUCAACGUCAAUAUCAUUUAUUUUACCGGGACUAUUUGGAUAUUUGUUGAUAAAGCCAAUAGAACAAGGACAAGUGGAACUAACCAAGUUGGAAAAAUUUUGCAAAUAUGGUGGGUUGGUGUUGGCUAUAUGGGGCGUUGGUGUAAUGAUUGUAUGUUUGGGAGCCACAAUCUUUCUUGGUGCAACACAUUGA